Molecule: messenger RNA, 6399 nt
Organism: Entelurus aequoreus (snake pipefish)
Lineage: Eukaryota; Metazoa; Chordata; Actinopteri; Syngnathiformes; Syngnathidae
Gene: nup210
Product: nucleoporin 210
Exons: 40
Coding region: 221-5881 (1886 amino acids)
Cellular component (GO): nuclear pore
Source: RefSeq, a predicted model, not a curated record
GUCACCCCACUCCCGGCAUGCUCCAAGUCCAAUGGUUGCAAAUGGCGGGUAGUCGGCAUGUAUUUAGCUAGUUUUGCGUCUUUUUUGAAUAUUUACUCCAAUUGUUGUACUUUCCUGACAGAUAUCCACAGCGUCGAUAAUAUUGUGCGGAUAGAAUAGUGUGAAUAAUUUGGGGUUUCUACGCUUUAAUAAUAAAUGCCCUGUAAUUCAUUGCGCGGACAUGUUUGACGUGAGAGAGUUUGCGCUGCUGUGUUUGUCAUUAAUGUUCAUCUUUCACACUUCUCGCUCCUCCAAACUAAAUAUGCCCAAAGUGCUGCUGCCGCUCGCCAGAAGCACAAGAAUCAACUUCACACUGGAAACCACUGAGGGUUGCUACAAAUGGACUUCAACACGGCCAGAAGUAGCAAGCGUCCAGCCUUUGGAUGAAGACAUCAGUCGCGGCUGCUCCAGGAAAGCAGUUCUCCAAGCUCUGUCCAGUCAGCCCUCCAGACGGACCAGCAUCAUUCUGGCUGAAGAUGUCGUGACGGGACAGGUGCUGCGCUGUGAUGCCAUCGUGGACGUCAUCAGCGACAUCCAGAUCGUCUCCACCACCAGGGAGCUGCACCUGGAGGAUUCACCUCUUGCACUUGAAAUUCAUGCGCUGGACUCUGAAGGAAACACUUUCAGUACUCUCGCAGGUCUGAUGUUUGACUGGACUUUAAUUAAAGACGUGGACGCCAACGGAAUCUCCGAUUCUUACAACUCUUUACGAGUUCUGAAGUUCUCCGAGUCUACAUACACGCCGCUUGGAUACAUAUCAGACAUGGAGCGUGUUGGCAAACAGGGUAAUAUCAUUUUGGUGUCGGGGCUGAAAACCGGACAUGCCAAAGUGAAGGCCAAAAUACAGGAGUCGCUCUAUCAGAACGUGCAUGCAGCUGAGGUGAAACUGCUGAUUUUGGAGAAUAUCUUGCUGAGCCCGGCACAUGACGUCUACCUGCUGGCCGGAACCUCGAUCCGGUACCAGGUCCUGAAGAUCAGACAGGGCUCCAUAACCGAGCUGUCGAUGCCCUGCGAUCAGUACGAGCUGCGCCUUCAGAACAGUGUGGUGGACCCCGGUACAAAACCCGACAUCGCCGUGGCCCGUCUGGACCAAAGGACCUCCACGGUUACAGCUGCGCAACUGGGACACAUCAAUGUAGUGCUGGACCAUAAAAGUCUUCGGAUGCAAGGAGUCUUCCGCCUUCCCAACAGCACACUGUUUGUGGUGAACCCCGCCUACCUCGGUUUUAAAAUCCAUCCAGGGGAUAGUUGGGUCCUGGAAACAGGCCGAGAGUACGAUAUCCUGAUUGAAGUCUUCGAUAAAUCUGGAAACAAAAUGUACCUCUCGGACAAUAUCCGCAUUGACUCGGUUUUCCCUCUGGACCACUUUGAAAUCCUGCACUCCUCCCUGAAUGGAUCCUAUCACCGUGUCAAAGCUCUAAAAGAAGGCCUGACCCUCUUUGAUGCCACCUUAAGAGCUGUGGUGGAUGAAAGGGGAAGGGUCCACAUGCUGGUCAACCCGGUCCACAAUGAACAGGAUGUGGAAAUUUAUCAACCCAUAGUUCUGACUCCCAGCAUUCUCACAUUCCCAUGGCAACCCAGGGUGGGCGCUUAUCAGUACACAAUUAAGGCAACAGGCGGCAGUGGAAACUUCAGCUGGUCUUCCUCCAACACGGCUGUGGCAACAGUGACGGUCAAAGGCGUGAUGACCACGGUCAGCGACAUCGGUAUUAGUGUGGUCUAUGCUCAUGAUCUGCGCAACCCACUCCACUUUGGACAGAUGAAGGUGUACGUGGUUGAACCUGUGGCCAUGGACUUUGCUCCCUGCCAAGUGGAAGCCCGGGUGGGCCUGACUCUGGAUCUGCCCCUCAGGAUAUUUGGCCUGCUGGAGGAGGAGGGGCUGGAGCGCGUCAUGUUGAGCGACUGCUCCCACUUUGACCUGCAGGUUGAUGAGGAGAGUCAAGGCAUCUUUCAGCAGCUGGAAGGUGGCCUGGCUCCAGGUGUGGGACACUGCAGCGGGGUGAAAGCCAAAGCCCUCGCCCCCGGCUACACCACUCUCUUGGUCAGCUAUAUCCAUGGCAACGUUCACCUCAGUGCCAAGAUCACCAUUGCAGCCUAUGUUCCCCUCGCUGCCAUCGACCCCGCAUCUGUGGCUGUCGUGACUCUCGGUUCCUCCAAAGACAUGCUGUUUGAAGGGGGGCCUCUGCCGUGGGUCCUGGAGCCCUCCAAAUUCUUCUGCAACUUGAAAGCCGAGCAUGAAGAACACGUGAGCCUCAGUCUGACCAGCCCGCCGGCCCAUAAUUACAAGCAGCACUGGGUCAGAGCAACCUGCAGAGCGCUGGGAGAGCAGAUGCUGGACGUGAGGGUGGGGAACAAGGCCAGCCUGACCAACCCUUAUCCUGCUGUGGAGCUGACAGCCGUGCGUGUUGUUUGUGCGCCGCCAUCCCGGCUCACACUGGUGCCAGUGUACGGCAUGCCACAGCUGGACCUGCCAUGCCCACUGCUGCAGCAGAACAAACAAGUGGUACCCGUUUCAAAUCACCGCAACGCCCUUUUGGAGCUGGCAGCUUUUGACCAACAAGGACGCAAGUUUGACAACUUUAGCUCGCUGAACAUGGUGUGGGAGUCUACCAAAGUGGCCCUGGCCAGUGUCGAGCCCACUUCCCCCAUGACUCUUCAACUUUUUGAGGAUGAAAACAAACAAAAGAAAUUGCAUGGACGGCAGACGGCUGUUGUGCAUCAUCAGUCAGGGAUUGCUGCCAUCACGGUGACCGCGCUAGAUUACCAGCUUUCACAUAUGAAAGCAGCAGCAGUUCACAGUCGACGAGAGCCUUUGACGCCCGUGUCAGCUACAUUGGAGCUCAUGUUGGUUGAAGAUGUGACAGUUUUCCCCGACACCUUGGUCAUGUACAACCACCCAGAUGUGCGGGCUAGCUUGGCCUUGCGAGAAGGUUCAGGCCACUUUUUCCUGAAUAGCAGCGUUAAAGGGAUUGCAGAUGUGGCAUUCCAUGAGGCCCAGAGAACAGCUCAGGUUGCUCCACUUCACCCAGGAGAGGUGCAAGUGAUGGUUCAUGACCUGUGUCUGGCAUCCCCGUCAGCAGUCGCAGCCAGCGUCCAUGUUUCCGACAUCCUGGAGGUGAACCUGAGAGUGGUGGACAAGGUGGAGAUUGGUAAAUCAGUCAGAUGCUACGUCAGAGUGUUGGAUGACCACAAGAGGCCGUUCCCAGCCAGCUAUUUCCAGUUCAUGAAGUUGAAAGUCAAGGCAGCUUCUGCGAUAGUUUGGUUAACCCCAGUAGCAGAGUCCACAGAACAUGACACCGCAGUGUUCCUGGUGAAAGGUGUUUCUGUGGGCCAGACCACUUUGUCUGCAGUCGUCGUGGAUACCACCGACAGGAAGAUUUCAUCUGCUCCUCAACAGAUCGAGGUGUUUCCUCCGUUCAAGCUCAUCCCCAGGAAAAUGACUCUGCUGAUCGGCGCAAUGAUGCAGAUCACAUCAGAGGGUGGCCCUCAGCCCCAGUCCAAUAUUUUGUUUUCCAUCUCCAACGAGGAUGUCGCCGGCGUGAGCGGCGUGGGUCACGUCAGGGGUGUGACCCUGGGUAACGUCACUGUGACAGGACUGGUUCAAGCCGUCGACGCUGAAACCGGAAAGCUGGUGGUGGUGUCGAAGGACCAAGUCGAUGUUGAGGUUGUGCAUUUGACUGCCAUUCGAAUCAGAGCACCCAUCACACGAAUCAAGACAGGAGCUCAGAUGCCCGUAUAUGUCAUGGGUUUGACCAACAGUCAAACACCCUUCACUUUUGGUAAUGCUCUGCCUGGACUCACUUUCCACUGGUCCACCAGCAAGAGGGACAUCCUGGACGUCCAGCCAAGACACUCUGAGGCUAAUGUGGAACUGGGCCCCGAGAACAACUUCGGCAUGAGUGUGACUGGACGGACGAAAGGCCGGACCGGGCUCAAGGUGGUCCUCAAAGUUGUAGACCCUGUCGUCGGCCAAUUUGCUGGUAAUCUCCGAGAGCUCCAAGAUGAGAUUCAAAUCCAGGUCUAUGACAAGCUGCACAUGCUUAAUCCCCAAGUGGAGGCUGGAGAGAUACUGAUGGCUCCCAACUCGGUCCUCAAACUCCAAACCAACCGGGACGGCAUGGGUGCAGUCUCGUACCGGAUGCUGGCUUGCACUGAGCAGCCGGUUAGCGCACAAGUGGACGCUAAGGGCCUCCUCUCCUCAGGCUCCCUCACUGGCAUCUCAUCACUGCUGGUCACCUCACAAGAGUCCUUUGGUGUCAAUCAAACUCUCACCGUUGCAGUAAAGGUGGUCCCUGUGUCCUACGUGCGCCUCAGCAUCAGUCCGGUGUUGCACACGCAGACCAGGGAGAGCCUCAAAGCCCUCCCCUUGGGCAUGGUCCUCACCUUCACUGCUCAUUUCCACGGCAGCACUGGAGAGGCGCUGCACAGCUCCAACAGCCAUCUCACCUUCUCCACUAACAGGGAUGACCUUGUGCAGGUGGGCUCUGGGCCCGCUAACCACACCUUGACCGUCCGGACCGUCAACGUGGGCUUGACGCUGCUGGCGGUGUGCGACGAUGAAAACACAGCCGUGGCAGACUACAUCCCGCUUCCCGUGGCGCACGCCAUCCAUCCCACGGAGGCCCAGAGGCUGGUGGUGGGCGACGUGGUCUGCUUCGCCGCGCAGCUGGUUAGUCAGGAAGGAGGCCACGGUGCUUGGAGCUCCUCGGCCAACGGCGUGCUCCAGGUGGACCCCAAAACUGGUGCAGCUGUAGCCAGAGACUCUGGGACGGCGACGGUGUUCUACGAGUUAGCUGGUGUUCUAAAAACCUACACCGAGGUGGUGGUGGAGGCGGCUACAAAAACGGUGGCAAUGGCGCAGGCCUCACCUGUCAGAAUUGGCAAGGAAACCAAGGUUCUGAUCACGACCAGAGGACAAGGAAACAACCUCAUUGGGACCUGCUCCUCUGUCCACACACAAGCUAUUGCGCAACUGCAGCCGGAAACUUCCGUCACCUGCCACCUCAGCUUCACCAGCGCUUCUGUUGAUUUCCCCGCCAGCAGCGUCAUCCACUCCCACACCAGCUUCGACCCCAACAUGGGCUUCUACACGUGCUCCAUCACCUUGCAGCCAAUGGCGGAGCAGCUGAGCAGAGUUCUCAGCAUGUCAAUGACCAGCCUGCUGGUGAAGGCGGGCCUGGAGGGCAGCGCCUUCUCGGGGGAGCAGAUCAGCGCCCGGCUGCCCAUGGAGUCGGGGCUCUACUCGGAUGUGACGGAGCUGCUGCUCUCAAAGCUGCACUCCUCAGCAGAGAUCAGCGUGUUUGGUCCCGCUGCUGCGCUGGCAGACGUGAAGCUGGUGUCCAGUUCUCCCAUGGUCACUAUUCGAGAGGGUGAGGUGCACGGCUCCUUCUCCAAGUACACCAUCAGUGCUGUGGACCUCCACGCUGCUGGCUCCGCCUCCAUUACCAUCAGUAGUGCCUCCUCGGGUCAGAGGCUCAUCAUCCCUGUCACUUUGGUACACGGGAGCGAUCUCAGUGAGAAGACGCAAGCAGCUGCUGCAACACUUGCUAACUUGGAGGGCGCUCUGCCGCUGGCUGCCUUCAGAAGCUCCUACCAGAUGAUGCUCUUCACCCUCUUUGCACUGCUGGCUGCCACGGCCAUCGUCAUCAUCGUUCUCCACACCGUCUUUUCUCCCAAGCAACAAACGUACCCGCCCUCUUUCAUCCAGAAGACUCCGCCUCCUCUCACAGCGUUUUCAGCCCCGGUGUCUCCGGCCAAGAACUCCUUCAACCACUCCGCACCCAGAGGGGAUCCCGGCAGCAGCCCUCGUUUUCGUCUUUAUUCCCCGGACUACAUGUCCUGACCUCCCCUUCAUCAUCACCAUCACCUUCAUCACUGAACGUGCCUCUGAGGGUCAGCAUGGACGCUGAUCACAUGACUGUGCAACCUUUGCAAGUAUAUUUUGGUACCCGACUUCUUACGAGUGAAUAGUUCUUAGUUUAGCGAUUCAAAGAAUUGUUGUUAUUGUUUUAUUGUGCACCUUGUUUGUUUAGGAGAGAACUUGACUGUAAACACUGUCCACUCAACUCGUCGUCCUAAAAAUGUGCAUUAGUGCUUCUUUUAAAUGUUUUUGGGACAUUUUGUCUUUUUGAAGGUUUGAGCCACCAAAACGUGCAGCUUGUUUUUAUUUCGUGAAUGUGAACUCGUUGAAGAUGUGAAGCUUUUUUCUGUUGCUUUCUCAGAGACCUCGACGACACGACUGUAUGCGCGCAACAUGGUUGUGUACGCUCUCACGCUUGGCGAAUAAAGUGUUUCAUUUCCUCAAAAAUACACACAAUUUGUUGUAUUUUAAAAUGAAGUCCAUCUACAAAAGGUAAACAU